Brassica napus (rape) is the source of this 898-nucleotide messenger RNA. RefSeq names its product oleosin-B2-like. The record is from RefSeq and is a predicted model, not a curated record. Gene Ontology annotation, cellular component: membrane; extracellular region; monolayer-surrounded lipid storage body. NCBI's taxonomy places the organism in Eukaryota, Viridiplantae, Streptophyta, Magnoliopsida, Brassicales, Brassicaceae. The transcript is spliced from 3 exons. The coding region runs from base 33 to 803 and encodes 256 amino acids. Gene Ontology annotation, biological process: sexual reproduction; lipid storage.
UUCAGACUAGACAACUUCAUAAGAUCUGGAGAAUGAUCAGUGGGGAACUCUGUCAAAGCGAAUAUCAUUCUCAUCAAUUAUUCAAAUUUAACAUUUUUCUCGAAAUGUUCUCUUUUCUCAUCCCAGUGUGGGACGCUAAUAAGGUUACUAUUGCUUCCGUGGCCUCCGUAGUCUUCUUAGCCUUUGCGGGUCUAACACUCGCCGUUUCGGCCGUGGCAUUAGUUGUAUCCGCACCUCUUUUCAUCAUAUUCAGUCCGAUUCUCGUACCCGCGACUAUAGCCACUACCCUCCUAGCCACUGGGUUCACGGCCGGUGCCACUCUCGCACUGACUGCCAUUGGCCUCAUCAUAGGGCUCAUUAAGACUGCGGAAGGAACUCGGUUGGCUCUUUCCGCCCAAAGACCAUUGAAAUUGCUAAAGUUUUCAGAUGGAUAUUGGGGAUUCUGGGGAGGAAAAACAUUUUCAGGAUCAUUCGGAGACAUUUUAAAAUGGUUACAAAAACAACCUUGGUUCAAAGGUAUACCAGCAGGCGGAGCUGCACCAGCGGCAGGCGGAGCUGAACCACCGGCAGCCGAAGCUGCACCACCGGCAGGAGGAGCGGCACCACCGGCAGGCGGAGCUGCACCACCAGCGGCAGGCGGAGCUGCACCACCAGCGGCAGGCGGAGCUGCACCACCAGCGGCAGGCGGAGCUGCACCACCACCGGCAGGCGGAGCUGCACCACCAGCGGCAGGGGGAGCUGCACCACCAGCGGCAGGCGGAGCUGCACCACCACCGGCAGGCGGAGCUGCACCAAGCAUGUAGCAUACGUAAAUUAUUGAAUCUGAAACCAAGCCAUUAAGGAUUUUAUGACUCGGAAACUAAAAGGAGACCAAGCGUUUUGAAUACGUUUUACGUAA